UGUGUGUAGACUGACUCACAUUUUGAUAAUGAGGCGCUCAGACAGGAAAUGCGCUCAUAUGGAAGCUAAUUGCUGCAAUCUUUACAAAUGUAAUGUGUGUAUGAGAAGAGCUGUGCAUCUCCCAUGGGUCCAUGCUUCUGUUGAUGGAGGCAGUAGAAGGUGUCAGAUGCAUCCUGGGAUUUGGAGUGUGGUAUCGUGGAAAAAGGAAGGGAAAAAAGAAAAGGAUGUAAAUUGCCAACUGUGGUCUAGUUUACACCUGAUCCACUUCCUGUCCAUUUUCUCCUCUUCCGGCGCCUCUGUCCUACAUGCUCUACCUUCCCUGAGGGUACACCCCCGCCACACACAGCCAUCCGUCUUUUUCAUGGGUCAUGUGACUUACUCACUCCCUCCCCUCCCCCUGGAGACCAGUCACACCCCCACAGAGGAACACUACACACAAACACAAACAGAGUGAGGAAGCAAAUGAAACCAGAGAGAGACGAGGCAAGCGCCUGUGAAGAGGUGGACAGCUGAGCACUACAUUGUACCAGAAGAAGAAGAGGGAGGAAGAGGAAGAGGGAGGUUCUCCCUGAAUGAAGGAAGAGCUCAGGGAGUUGUUUCGUCCUCGCCGCCAUGGAGCGAUACGAGGAAUGAGGGCGGAUGGUGAGAGCAGAAAGCAGCAGCAGCAGCAGUGGAGGAGGAGGUGGCGAGGAUGGAGGUGGUGUCGGCGGAAGUGUGGGUGGGGCCGGGCGGCGCGGGAGGAGCCGCCAACGCUCCCGGAGGCGGCGGCUGUCGGCCAACAAGAUGUCGCCCGGCGCCAAGAAGCUGGAGUGUUUCUCGCCCAUGUUGUGUCACUGCAAGGUGGCCUGCACCAACAGCGCCAUCUCUCUCAUGUUUGGAUGCAAGAAGUACCGGCACCAUGAUGAGGAGUCAUCCCCUCAGGAGGACCAGAGCUCUCCCCAGCUCACAGAGGAGGCGGGCGGCCCAGAGCUGGUCCAGGUGGCUGAAAAGAAUCUUUCCCAGAUUGAGAACGUGCAUGGCUACGUCACCCAUGCUCACAUCUCACCCAUGAAGGUGGCAUCUCUGGAGUGUGUCUUUGAUGGGUCAUCGUUAGGACACAACCACAUGGAGCUCCCCUCCCCAACAUUCUCCUCCCUCUACCCUCACAGAGAGGACAGCCCCCUCCCAUCCUGCUCCUCCAACCCCUACCCCCCGAUCCAGGCCAAUCCGCCCCCUGUGAUGGUGAACGCAGACAGUCUGGACACUCCCCCUUAUGUGAAUGGAACCGAGGCAGACUAUGAGUAUGAGGAGAUCACAUUGGAGAGGGGGAAUUCGGGUCUAGGCUUCAGCAUCGCGGGUGGCAUAGACAACCCCCACAUCGGUGAAGACCCCAGCAUCUUUAUCACCAAAGUCAUCCCGGGGGGCGCUGCUGCGCAAGAUGGACGGCUCAGGGUCAACGAUGUCAUCUUGCGUGUCAAUGAGGUUGAUGUUCGCGAUGUAACGCACAGUCGGGCCGUGGAGGCGCUAAAGGAGGCGGGUUCUCUAGUUCGACUGUAUGUACGCCGGAGGAAACCAGUCUCUGAGAAAGUGAUGGAGAUCAAACUGGUGAAAGGACCCAAAGGUCUGGGCUUCAGUAUAGCGGGCGGAGUGGGAAACCAGCACAUCCCAGGCGACAACAGCAUCUACGUGACCAAGAUCAUUGAGAGUGGAGCCGCCCAUAAAGAUGGCCGACUGCAGAUUGGAGACAAGCUUCUUGCUGUGAACAGUAGUUGUCUAGAGGAAGUUAGUCACGAGCACGCCGUCACUGCCUUGAAGAACACUCCUGACGUGGUCUACUUGAAAGUGGCCAAACCCAACAGUGUCUUCAUCAAUGAUACCUUCGGCCCUCCAGACCUCACCAACUCGUUCUCACAGCAUCUGGAGAACCAUAUCACUCCCCCUAACUUUCUGACUCAGCCCCUCCCUCUGCCGGCCUCAUCUGGACGCUACUCGCCGACGCCCAAGAGCAUGCUAGGAGAUGACGACGUCUCACGGUAUGAAAUGGAGCCCAGGAAGGUGGUGCUGCAUCGUGGCGCCACAGGUCUAGGCUUCAACAUUGUUGGUGGCGAGGACGGCGAGGGCAUCUUCAUCUCCUUCAUCCUGGCUGGCGGACCCGCAGACCUUUGUGGAGAGCUGAGGAAAGGAGACCGCCUGGUUUCCGUCAAUGGCGUGGACCUCCGCAGCGCCACGCACGAGCAGGCCGCCGCCGCCCUGAAGAAUGCUGGCCAGACAGUAGUCAUCAUGGCCCACUACAGGCCUGAGGAGUACAGUCGCUUUGAGGCCAAGAUCCACGACCUGAGGGAGCAGAUGAUGAACAGCAGCAUCAGUUCUGGUUCAGGGUCCCUGCGGACCAGCCAGAAGAGGUCCCUGUACGUCAGAGCCCUCUUCGACUACGACAAGACGCGGGACUCGGGUCUUCCCAGUCAAGGUCUGGACUUCAAGUUCGGAGACAUUCUUCACGUGGUCAAUGCCUCCGACGACGAGUGGUGGCAGGCCCGGCAGAUGACGGCUCAUGGCGAGGCAGAGGAUGUGGGCGUGAUCCCCAGCAAGAGAAGAGUGGAGAAGAAGGAGCGAGCGCGGUUGAAGACAGUCAAGUUCAACCCAAAGUCCCGUGAGCGAGGGUCGCUCAGUGACAAGCGUAAAAAGAGCGUCUUUCCCAGGACGUUCCUCUUCUACAAGAGUCGGGAGGCGAGCGAGCAGGAGAGCAGCGAUGUGGAGCAACACGUCACCUCAAACGCCAGUGAUAGUGAAAGUAGCUACCGUGGGCAGGAGGAGUGCGUCUUGUCGUAUGAAGCAGUCACUCAACAGGAAGUCAGCUAUGCACGGCCCGUCAUCGUCCUGGGGCCCAUGAAGGACCGCGUGAACGAUGACCUCAUUUCAGAGUUUCCUGACAAGUUCGGCUCGUGUGUUCCACGUGAGUCAAAGCAACAUUCUGCGCUUAUUUGUGCGUCAGCGUCUGAACGGCGCUUGUGUCUUUGGCCAUCAGACACGACGCGGCCCAAGCGGGACUACGAGGUGGACGGUCGGGAUUAUCACUUUGUGGUGUCCCGUGAGCAAAUGGAGAAGGACAUCCAGGAGCACAAGUUCAUCGAGGCGGGGCAGUACAACAACCACCUGUAUGGAACCAGCGUCCAGUCUGUCCGAGAGGUGGCCCAGAAGGGUAAACAUUGCAUCCUGGAUGUGUCUGGCAACGCUAUCAAGCGACUCCAGCUUGCUGCUCUUCAUCCCAUCGCCGUCUUCAUCAAGCCCAAGUCGGUGGAGAACAUUAUGGAGAUGAACAAGCGACUGACAGACGAUCAGAGCAGGAAGACGUUUGAGCGUGCAGCCAAGCUGGAGCACGAGUUCACCGAGCACUUCACAGCCAUUGUCCAGGGCGACACGCUGGAGGAGAUCUAUGAGCAGACCAAGCAGAUUAUCGAGGACCAAUCGGGUCCUUUCAUCUGGGUCCAGUCCAAGGAGAAAUUGUGAGCGCCGUCCACUUUUAUUUUGAAAAGUCCACCUGCCCUUCAACACUUCCCCACAUGGGACACUUGGGAAAACCCGGAAGACCUAAAAAGACUCCUCUUUUGUGUGUGGCCAUCACAAAAAGCAAAUGUUUGCACGUCAGAGCUUUAAGAGCGUGUCACCCCCCCCCCCCCAAUUCACACCUGUUCUUUUCAAAGCAGUCCUCUGCAGUCACUAGAGGGCGCUGUCCGCUUUUACUGCUCACAUUAACCCUUUAAUGAGGACAAAAGGAAGGAGGAGUGGUGGAAUUGAACAAUUUACUAUAACGUUUACUAAUGAGCUCUUCAAUGACUGUGGCUUUAUUGUUGCAGUGACCUACAGGUGGAUUCUCAGUGCAGGACAAGGAGAUUCUGAACGUGCUAAACUGCCUAUUUUGUUAUUAAAAAAAAAAAGUCUAUAUUGAAGUCAGCAUUAUCACUAAUCUUUUCUUUGAUCACUUCCUGUCUUUUUUAACCUAAUAAAAUCUGUUGAAUCUG
This is a messenger RNA of Doryrhamphus excisus (bluestripe pipefish), 3998 nucleotides long. RefSeq names its product discs large MAGUK scaffold protein 1b (gene dlg1b). Lineage: Eukaryota; Metazoa; Chordata; Actinopteri; Syngnathiformes; Syngnathidae. Gene Ontology annotation, biological process: cell-cell adhesion; regulation of postsynaptic membrane neurotransmitter receptor levels; receptor localization to synapse. The record is from RefSeq and is a predicted model, not a curated record. Gene Ontology annotation, molecular function: protein kinase binding; ionotropic glutamate receptor binding. Gene Ontology annotation, cellular component: postsynaptic density membrane; neuromuscular junction; neuron projection.